AAAACCUUUUACCAAGGGAAUCAACACGUUCUCCUUCAACUAAUUAUCUGAAUUCUGUUCAAAUGGAAACAAAAUAACUUUACUCGUUCAGUAACUGCUAACUUUGCCAAACCACGGCUUGCAAAAAUAUUAAUAUCGAGACAGCAGGUUUCGUGAUAUAUCAGUCAUGAGAUUACUUUGAGGAAAAUAUAAAUCCGCAUUUUACCUUCGGGUUUUUCAUUUAUCGAAACAGUGCAACCAGUACAUAGAUUUAGUGAUGGGUGUUCUUAGUAAAGAAAUAUUCGACAAGCACAAUGAUGUUAAUUGUGAUGUGUUCCACAUAUGGACUUCUAGUUGUUGGAAUGCAAAUUUCUCCACUUAUUUCAUGUGGAAUGUUAUUGUAGGAUCUUCAAGGUUCCUUUUGCGAAUUUAUUUGUUGAAGAUGUUCCUGAGCAUAGGAAAAAAGGAUAUGAAGACUAUUAUUUUAAAUUUUCUGGUAUCUGAAAUGAGGUCCACCAUGUAUUCCACAGCCAUGGGAGUUUUGAUGUUAGCUGCAAUUUGUUCUUUUCGGUUGAUAUUUGGCAGAAUACAUUAUUUCACUUUACUUUUUUUACCUGGAUGUGUGUCUGGUCUGUCGUUACUAGUGGAAUCCAAAAGUAACCAAGUGUUACACUCUCUUUUAUAUUUCAAUUUGGUUAUAGAAACCAUACUGAGGAAAUCUAAAAUCAGUUGGGAAUGGGAAACAGUGAUAUUUAUGAGUGUCAGUGGUUUGCUAAUGCAUUUUUUGACGAAUAGGCACGAUAAAAUCGAUUUUAUCCACUUUUGGUUCUAUACACCACCAGUGAAGGACGGAAACUGUGAAAAAUAUCUAACCACUUGUUCCCACGAUAAAACCUGUCCAGUUUUUGUUUAUCAGGGCUUUUGGAAAUAUUUCGUUCUAGGAUACGGUGUCAGUAUAAUCAAAAAGCUACUAACCAGAAUGGGAAGCAUAGUGAAAGAACCAUCGACCAUACUCAGAAUGUGUUUCAAUAGAUCGAAUUUAUAUUUUGGUUCAUUCAUUGGGAGUUACGUGGCAAUAAAUAGGAUGUUAUCCUGUUACCUUCCGAAAACUAGAAUGUCCGAAACUUUCCAUGGGCUCAUUGCUGGUCUAAUAUCUGGACUCACAUAUGCCAUUUCUCCAAACAUUCAUGUCCUAGUAAUCGCAAUUACUACUCUGCUACAGAUUUCAUAUAAUAAUAUUAGCAAACAUCUGAAAAUAACCAACCAUUACUGGAAUCGUUUGGUGAUCUACGUGCUGUGUCAGGGAUAUCUCAUACAUCAUAAAUUCUGCUACCCAAAAGCAUGUGCUCCUUAUUAUAGCAAAAUGAUAGAUGCAUGUACAAACAACGUAACUGUGGACGUAUGCAAACACUUUAUCAAGACUUUUUCUCUGUGAGAAAAUUAUAAAAAGCAUGAAGAUGAUUUCAGUUGAAUCAUGUGCACCCCAUCUUCAGACUGACUGAAUAACCAAAAUUCAAAUGAUAUAUAUACUUACUCAAUAAAUGUAUUCGUGAAUCAGUA
This is a messenger RNA of Leptinotarsa decemlineata (Colorado potato beetle), 1539 nucleotides long. RefSeq names its product transmembrane protein 135. Lineage: Eukaryota; Metazoa; Arthropoda; Insecta; Coleoptera; Chrysomelidae. The record is from RefSeq and is a predicted model, not a curated record.